AUGGCGCUGGACCUCGGAGAGAUCAAAAUGGGCUUCAUCGGAGCCGGGAAGAUGGCUCAUGGAAUCGCCCAGGGAAUCCUCCUCGUCCUCCAGGUGGUCUCUGUGGUCGUCACCUCACAGCACAUCAUCGUCUCCAUGGCAGCAGGCAUCACCAUAGCAACCCUGUGUGGGCGACACAUAGGGCUGCUCCCAACUGGCUCAAUGGUCCUGAGGUUGAUGCCAAACCUGCCCUGUGUGGUCCAGGAGGGGGUGCUGCUACUCAAGGUGUACAUGUUGGCAGAGGCGAUGGCUGAGGGUGCGGUCAAGACGGCAGCCCCCAGCGUUCUGGCCAAUAGGAUUGCAGCACAGGCAGUACUGGGCACCGGCAGGCUCCUGAGAGACUCUGGGCCACACCCAGCACAGCUGCGGGCUGACGUCUGCACCCCCGGUGGGACCACCAUCUUCGGGCUGAACGCUCUGGAGAGAGGGGGGCUUCGAGCUGCUGCCAUGGGGGCCGCAGAGGCAGCGAUUGAGUGGGCCCGCGAGUUGGGAGGCAAAUAGGGCAGAUCAGCUCAGUGGAAAUCGUUUUGCCUUCACACUGACUUAUUCAUCACGAAAGCCUGCUAUGUGUUAGACCCUUAGUAAAGUUCACCACAGUAAAUCUGCAGUUUCCCCAUGCUCUUCCCAUAGUUAUACAAUGCGUUUCCCAUAGUUUCCCAUGGUUUAUCAUGUUGUUUAAUAUGUUUCAAUGUGCGACAGGGACCAUGUGGUUGUGACAAACAAAAUAAUUUGAUAAUUCAUACUUAAUUUAUA
Molecule: messenger RNA, 792 nt
Organism: Polyodon spathula (Mississippi paddlefish)
Lineage: Eukaryota; Metazoa; Chordata; Actinopteri; Acipenseriformes; Polyodontidae
Gene: pycr3
Product: pyrroline-5-carboxylate reductase 3
Biological process (GO): L-proline biosynthetic process
Molecular function (GO): pyrroline-5-carboxylate reductase activity
Source: RefSeq, a predicted model, not a curated record